UACAUUUUGCAUGUCAAAGAGGCCUCCGUAGGACUAGCUAGUUCAUCACUAAUUCUAUGGCUUUGGCCGUGUUCAUCUUCGUCUUACUUCUCAAAGUCUCCACCGCCGUUUCCAGUCAGAACAUAACCCAUCUAUUCUCUGCCGUCCUCAUUUUUGGCGACUCCACUGCAGAUUCCGGCAACAACAAUUACAUAAAUACCCCAUUCAAAGCCGACCAUCCCCCAUACGGGGAAGACUUUCCUGGAAAAAUCCCCACCGGCCGGUUUUCUAACGGAAAACUGGUGUCGGACUUUUGGGCGUCUCUGCUGGGAAUAAAACAAACCGUUCCUCCGUUCCUGCAGCCUAAUAUCUCCGAUUUUGAUAUCCGUACUGGAGUGAACUUUGCUUCCGCCGGAUCGGGGUACGAUGACAUGACGGCUCAGAUUUCUCAGGUGAUUCCUGUGACGAAGCAGUUGUAUUACUUUAGGGAGUAUAUAAAGAGAUUGAAGAAAGUUGUGGGGAUCAAAGAAGCGAAUAGGAUAAUUGAGGGGGCGUUGGUGUCAAUUAGUGCUGGAACAAAUGAUUUCACCAUUAGCUACUACGAUCUGCCUUCUAGAAGAGAAGAUUUCUCCAUGGACGAUUACCAGGAUUAUAUAUUGAAGAAGCUUCAGAAUUUCGUCAAUGAGCUGUACAAGCUCGGAUGUCGAACAAUGGUGGUUUCAGGGCUACCUCCGAUGGGGUGUUUACCGAUUCAAAUGCUGUCCAGAUUCUCGAGAACAUGUUUGACGGAUCAGAACACCGAUGCUCGAAUCUACAAUCAGAAGCUCAUGAAUCUGCUGCCGCAGAUUCAAUCUUCUCUGAAAGGAAGCCGGAUUAUGUACACAGAUAUCUACACUCCGAUGAUGGAGAUGAUCCGAAAUCCACGAAAACAUGGAUUUACCCAUACGAAAGUGGGGUGCUGUGGAAUUGGGUUACUGGAAGCAGGACCAAUAUGUACAUAUCUUACUCCACUAUGUACAAACCCUUCAAACUAUUUGUUUUUCGAUAGCAUCCAUCCAACUGAAGCUGCCUAUCGUUACGUUACCAAAACCCUUCUCAAUCAAAUCCUUCGUCAUCUGAAUACCUCCGGCCAUAUUUUCUAAGUAAAAUACUAAAAUCUAGAAUAGACUUCCUUUUAGGUUUUCCUAAACAGAAAUGGUUAGAUCCAGAAGAAUAUCUGUAAUGUUUAAUGCAC
Messenger RNA from Lactuca virosa, 1213 nucleotides. Lineage: Eukaryota; Viridiplantae; Streptophyta; Magnoliopsida; Asterales; Asteraceae. The record is from the annotation of a GenBank genome assembly.